AUUCCUGAGCUGCUGCGUCACUCCUCCUCCUCCUCCGCGCUGAGUGUUUAUGAAUGAGAGUCCCGCGGUGAUUCCGGGAAAAGGCGGGUCGCUCUGCUUCUCCUUUAAACGCGUUCACUUGUCUUCCCUUCAGUUUCCGAACUCCGACUUUGAGGCACAUCGACGGAUAUCUGUUACUGGGCUGCGGCGACGGAGGAGGAGCAGGAGGAGGAAAAGAGUAAAAUAAACAACAGGCGAGCCGCUGCCGCUGCUGCUGCUUUUUACUGGGCGCCAGGCAAACAAAAACGCAACAAUGACAUCAGACGCCCGAGCCAGCAAAGCCCUCAAGGUGAAGAGGGAGUGUGGAGAAAAUGUUCCUGUGCUUUCAGACAGUGAGCUCAUGUCUUUGUCGGUGCGCGAGCUGAACCUGCACCUGCGCGGUUUAUCGAGAGAGGAGAUCCAGAAGCUGAAACAGAGGCGGCGCACGCUCAAGAACCGUGGCUACGCUGCGAGCUGCAGGGUGAAGCGCGUAUCUCAGCGAGAAGCUCUGGAACAGCAGAAGAAGGAGCUUCAGCGCGAGGUGGAGCGGCUGGGCGCUGAGAACGCGGGCAUGCGGCGGGAGCUGGAGGGGCUGGGUGCUCGGUUGGCCGCCCUGCAACGCUUCGCCCGAGGCUUGGAGGCCGGAGGAGGAAGCCUUCUGGCCACAGCCCCUCGCCUUAACACCGCCUCAGUCAUCACCAUAGUGAAGAGCCCACAGCAGGGCCACGCCCACAGAGAACAGGAAGCGUCCUAGGGAUGGCUGUUAUUAGCAACAGGUGCACAAAAUCACAUGCAGCUACACUCUUAAAAAUAAAGGUGCCAUGGGUGGGUGAGAGAGUGAGUGUGAAGGGCCUUCACAUCUUCACCAUGGUGUAAAAUGUUCCUAUCAAGGAGAGGUUUUAUCCAAGCCAAGAAGCACAUGGAAACCUUUAUUUUUAAGAGUGUACAGAGAGGUACACAACACAGACCAGAUACAAUAACUGGACCAUUUAAGCUGAACUGAAUAACGGACUGACUGGCAAGCAUUUCGAUUUAGAAAUGUCUUAAAAGAUGUUUUCCUGAAGUCAGUGGAACUGAUGAUGAGGUAUGUUUUCAGAUUGGUCAUUGGCUCAAGCUCUUACAUGUAUACAGGUCUAACAGUAUACCUACCUAGGGUUGGGCGGUAUUUAGAAGAUAAAGCUUCAAACCUGCGCACACAAGCGAGUAAAUGAUCUUAGGAGUAAGGCACAUCCUGCAGACGCAUGUGUUUUUAAGUUUAGUGGCUUUUCCUUUGAUUUGAACAGAGUACAUUGCUAAACGUACAGGAGCUCUGUCUUAAAUUCGAGUGCGCAUCCAUCCUGUGGCCAUAUUAAAUGCACAUGAAUGAAUAAGCUAUUUUGGCCUGUAUUAGUUAGUUUACACAGAGCAUAAAUCUGGCAUGUCAGUCUUUAGAGAUACCUUUAAAAUAUGGUAUUACUGUUGUACCGUCCAACCCUGUACCAAUCAUUACAGUUCAUACAUACAUUGUGAGCUGGUGAGUUCCACUUUCUUGUAAAUGUCCCAGACUGGCUUCUGUCCACUGCCUCUCUUGUGAGGCACUUAAUUUGUUUGUUUUUUGUUUGUAAUUUCAACAUUUAGAAUGACCAUUUCGUCUCCAUGAGCUGAUGUUAAACUCAUGUUUCUAUGGUCAGCCUAUAACGUUGACUUUAACCAGUAUAAAAAAAGAUGUGAGUAGGGUGUUGUUGGUCAGUUUACAUGCUAUUUAGCUCAAAGAUGUCCUAAUCACACCAUUAAUAUUAUAUGCUUUACUUUUUGGCCUUACAUGAUGAUACUAGUCACAACUGUACAGGUCUUUACUGGAGUAACGACUGAACUCGACUUUAAUAUCUCUUGACUACCAACUUUCCUAUAAGUUGGCAAACACUGCUGGAAUAUAUUGAUAACUACCAUUAGUCACGGAACUGGGCUCGGUUUACCCAAAGCAUCUUGGCACAAGGAUAGACCCUAACUCCUAAAUGGCAGAGCAAGCAUCAUCACACUGUGAUCCACUUUAUCUACCAGUUAAGGCCAUCUUAAUACGGAGAUGCUGUUAUUGGGAAACUGGGCCCAGACCAGUAGAAUGCCACGUCAAUGCAAGCUUAAACAUUCCUGUAUAAUAAUUAUUUUUAAUACUUAAACAAAAGACAAAUAAUCUGCAAAAUCGAGAGCUGUUUUAUCUCUAUUUAAGAUGAAGACCUUUAAGCUAAGAAGAGCUGUGAUUUUAAGUCCAAAUACUGCUUAUGUGCUUAUGUAUGACUAGCUUAGGGAUGUUGCCGUGUCUGAAUUAAUGUAAUGGGUAUGAUUUUUUUUUUUUUUUUGGUUUCGUAUGUAGGGUUUACUGUUUUAAUGAGGAAUUUAGCUAUGUUUAGAGAUAUGGCUCUAUUACUGUAACUUGAUUCAGUGUGUGUGUGUGUGUGAAGGUCAUAUUUGUGUUAUUACAGUAUAGUGGCUUGUCAGUAGUGGUAUUUUUUUGUAUUUAAAAGUAGAAUGAUAAUUAUUGAUAUUUAUAACAACAAAAUACAUCUGGACGCUUAAACAGUAUCACAUGAGAGGAAGAUGUGGGAAAGAAAGGGAUGAGGGGAGAAAGAGGGUAAGAGAUUGAUUGAAAAGUUAAGAAAACAUGUUGCUGUCCAAAAAAUAACUAAAUAAAUAAAUAAAAGGUAUCUACAAAAUGAGAAAUUGUAAGGGUAUAAAUGAAAGUCAGAAGAGGAGAUUUUAUUCCAAGUAAUGUUGGAAAAUAUUGGAAAGUAUUUUUUUUUUUUUUUGGACAGCGAAGUGAAGUAAAGGAGAAAAGUAGGUUGUUAAGAAAGUGACAGAAGGAAUGAGAGAUGGACAGAAAUACAGACAGGAGUGACUGUAAAUGUUCACGUUUAACCCGUAGUUGGACAAGAAAAUUGCCAACUAUUAGCCAGAAGAGGGGGUAAUAUGCUGUAUAGGGGUUGAUAUUUGUAGAUGGAAAGAUUUUUAUUGCUAAUUCCCUAUUAAAUCUGUUUAGCUAUUUCAAUGUUCAUAUUGAGGAGCACUUGACUUAAUAUCAUUAUGCUUUCUGUUUCUAAACAUGCUGGAUGUUUUGUAAAGUAGCAAAACAUAAGUAUUUAUUACCUGUAUUUUUCUAUGGUAAAGUAAAUAUAUUGUCUAUUUUAUACCAUUAAUUGAAAUAAAUGUAUAUAUUGUACAUACAAA
Astyanax mexicanus (Mexican tetra) is the source of this 3219-nucleotide messenger RNA. RefSeq names its product v-maf avian musculoaponeurotic fibrosarcoma oncogene homolog F (gene maff). Gene Ontology annotation, molecular function: DNA-binding transcription factor activity, RNA polymerase II-specific; RNA polymerase II cis-regulatory region sequence-specific DNA binding. The record is from RefSeq and is a predicted model, not a curated record. NCBI's taxonomy places the organism in Eukaryota, Metazoa, Chordata, Actinopteri, Characiformes, Acestrorhamphidae. Gene Ontology annotation, cellular component: nucleus. Gene Ontology annotation, biological process: regulation of epidermal cell differentiation; regulation of transcription by RNA polymerase II. Bases 293 to 772 code for a protein of 159 amino acids. The transcript is spliced from 3 exons.